UGCAGUGAAAGGACUCGGGUUGCCGUAUCUGAAUCCAUCUGUGUUCAUGCAGAAAUCCGUGCCUGCCUCCACGGAACGCUAUCUCAGUUUGACUGUGAUUAUAUAAGACGGAGAAUGUAAGAGAUAAAGCACCAGACAGAGAGAGAGCAGAUGGGAGGGAACAAAGGGAUAGUUUGAUUAGAGAAAGCAGGAGUUCAGAUGGACGAUUCGACCCGGAUCGGAUCAGACGCAGAGGGAAACCCGGACAGAAAAGAGUCCAACCAGAAUGCUGUUUCUGUCAUGGACCUUCUGCUGACUUUAGCCUCCACGGUUUUCACCUCCACAGUCAACAUGCUGCGGGAAAAUACUGCUUUCCAGAGCAUUAGCAAAAGACUCAGCAGGAGAACCAUGUCGUUUCCAGAGAUGUACUGGCCGGUGCCGAUGCGAGCCAUCGGGGCUCAGAACCUCCUCACAAUGCCGGGAGGAGUUUCCACCUCAGGAUACCUCCACAAGAAGGGAGGCAGUCAGUUCAGUCUCAUGAAAUGGCCUUUGAGGUACAUAAUCAUCCACAAGGGUUGCGUGUACUACUUCAAAAGCAGCACCUCUCCUUCACCACAGGGGGCGUUCUCUCUCAAUGGCUACAACAGAGUGAUGAGGGCAGCAGAGGAGACGACGUCCAGCAACGUUUUUCCCUUUAAAAUCGUUCACUUCAGUAAGAAACACAGAACGUGGUACUUUUCUGCAGCGAGCGAGGACGAGCGAAGGAAAUGGAUGCGAUAUCUGCGAAGGGAAAUCGAUCACUACAACGACAGAAAAGAGGCUCAAAUUUCAAGUGACUCUGACUCAGACGCAGACUUCUAUGGCACCAUAGAGAGACCCAUGGAAAUUAAACACGCUGUUGACACAGCAAAGGAUGAUUAUGUUGAUGAGGACGAUGAUGAAGAAGAUGAAGAAGACUAUCUGAAGCCAGACGGUGAUGGUUCACCAACAUCAACAGGUCAACCCACCGGGCCGCCUCCUGCCUACCCUCCUCCACCGGUGCCGGCUACUCCGCUCCGUCGGGAUUCCAGUCCAAAUGUCCAGAAAGCCUUGCCUCCACCUGUUACUGGACAGCACAGAAACCCAACGAGCCCACUCCCCAAAAAGCCCUCCAUUCCUCACCAGUCCCUCCAGAAAGAACAAAGCAAAGGUCUGCCCCCUCCUCUGCCCUUUGCCCCUCACCUGCAGAAGUCGCCGUCUCCGACUCCUCCUGCUCUUCCUCCCAGCUCCUUGAAAACUGCUCAGAACAGGACGAUCUCUUUGGGGAAUACUGCCAACGAUAGGAGAGACCUGAGGUCCCACCCUACCGUUCAGGUCCACUUGCCGGCCACUCUGCCCAUCUGUGACCAGCUGCACAACAGGAUGGCCCUGAACGGCCCGGUCAACAGCUCCCCAAUCACAGGCAGUACCCAGUCUCUGGGAAACCACUGCCUUCGGACCAAGCCCUCCGUACCACUGCCCCACACCGAAGUUAACCUGCUAUCCACUAGUGCCCCAUCGCUGCCUGCCAAACCUCCAACGUCUCCGCUGCUCAAACCUGGACUUCACAACAAGCCGACGAUACCGAAACCGCCUCCACCGAUGGCCAAACCGCCGCAGCCUCUGGAAAAGCCAAAGUCUCCGUUUCAAGCAUCUCCAGACGGGCAGAGUUUCCGUUUGCUGGGAGAGGAGAUCCCCGCUGAUUUCAAGAAGAAACCAAAGUCAUCCAAACACAGACGCGACUCCGAUGACGACUACGAAAAUGUGCAGCUGCCAGAGUCAGUUUUCAUCGAUUCAACUGAAACCACCUUUGUGGAAAAGCUUUUUAAAGAGUGCUGUGCUAAUCCACCGGAUGGACUCUACGGCAUCAGAAAGUCAGGAACCAAAACUGCAAAGGUGCUGGUGGUUUGGGACGUCGCUAUAAACAAGGCCAGAAACUACAGACUGUUUGAAGAGGAUGACAGCGUAUUUCUGGAGAGCGACCUGACCUUCCCCAACCUGGCAGCGCUGGUUGAACACUACUACAGCCAACCUCUUCCUCACCACGGCUCGCUGUGCCUGCAGAAGCCUUACGCCAAAGUCCUGAGCUGAAGCCAAACAUGCAGCUGGAGACGCAUCUUCAAACGGAUUCAAUACAAACUGAACUGAAAAUCACCCAGAGGAGGAUGGAAAACCGGCGGGAAAUCAGAGCAGUUUGAUGGUUGUGACACAUUUUGUCCACCAGGAGGCGACAAAUGACAACAUAAAGCAACAGAUUCUGGAUUUGCAGCCUACAUACAUAAACAUAUCACUCAAUAUAGCUAUAAGUAUUUAUUUCUGUAUCAUUUCUCUAAGUAAUUUCAGAUGUUGAAGCCUAUGAUGAGUAUUUCUGUGUAAAUCUGGCUGCGUCACAUGACACAUAAUGACUUUAAACAAGCCAAACGGACAAAAUUAAAGGCUAAAAGUCGCAUUCUGAACCUUCCUUGACACGAGAGAACAGAAACUUACGACUUACAUUUCAGUUGGAAAUAAAGGCAAAACAUUAACAGAAGUGGGAAAUCUUGUUUUCAAAUUAAUAGUGCAGCCAAACUGGGACUGAUUAUCUGUUUUUGUCAACAUUGAAACAGGCUGUUUAACAUUUGUACAUUCCUGAGUUUUAUACUGUGCAGCUUUUGUCCAUAUUUAUAUGUAAAUAUGUAAAAGAAUGACUGUAAAUAUGUAAAUGUGAUGUUUUUUUACAAAAAUAUAUACUGAGAAUGUAUAAAUGAUUGCAUAAAAAAUGGGUUUUAUCUUUA
Molecule: messenger RNA, 2771 nt
Organism: Xiphophorus couchianus (Monterrey platyfish)
Lineage: Eukaryota; Metazoa; Chordata; Actinopteri; Cyprinodontiformes; Poeciliidae
Gene: sh3bp2
Product: SH3-domain binding protein 2
Exons: 13
Coding region: 199-2088 (629 amino acids)
Biological process (GO): signal transduction
Molecular function (GO): SH3 domain binding
Source: RefSeq, a predicted model, not a curated record